Molecule: messenger RNA, 2505 nt
Organism: Entrophospora candida
Lineage: Eukaryota; Fungi; Glomeromycota; Glomeromycetes; Entrophosporales; Entrophosporaceae
Source: the annotation of a GenBank genome assembly
AUGAAGAUAACGUUGAAAGUAAUAUUCCAAAAAAGAAAUCGGUCUCAAAUUAAUUUGGAUGGUUCAAGAGAAAAAUCUGAAGAGGAGGAGGAUGAAGGAAUUGACAUCACUCCAAUUCAUUCUUCCAUACGAGUUAGAUUUCAUAAAAUAUGGAAUGCCACCAUCCAUGUUAUAGGUGUUGGUGACAUGAGUAUCGGAGAAAUCAUCCUUUUACUAUUUUUCAUUUUCUUUAAUUUAUUUUACACCUUUUAUCCAUUUCAAUCAUCAUCAAAUACAAACUUCUCGACUGAUCUAAAUAACAGAGCUGGUUGGAUCGGUGUAGCGAAUGCUGCUUUUGUAUUCCCUUUAGCUUCUCGUAAUUCUAUAUUUUUAACAUUCUUGGGCAUACCUUAUGAACGUAUCAUUAAAUUUCAUAGAUGGACUGGUAGAAUGAUAAUUGUUUGUAUAUUGCUCCAUGGUAUGGGCCACAUACAAAAAAGAUAUCGCGAAGUAGGUGAUCUAUAUACAACAAUAUUUGGAAAUAUUACUUAUGCGAGAGGCUUUGUAGCUUUUCUUGCCUUAGCAUUACUAGGAUUAUCUUCUCUUUCAAUAUUCAGAAGAAGAUACUUCGAAUUUUUUUAUUGGGCUCACAUUGUUGGCUUCAUAACUUUUGCUAUUGCAAGUAUUGUUCAUCAACCAAGCAAUCUUUAUUUUGAGAUAUUAGGAAUUUCUCUUUACUUGAUGGAUGUUUCAAUUAGAUUCUUUUUAUCAAUGAAAAAGGCAAAAAUUGUUAAAUUAGAAACAAUAGAUGAUGACAUUACAAAAGUUACCUUUAAAUAUAACAUGUUUUAUGAAGCUGGACAAUACAUUUUUGUGCACUUUUCAAAUCUAAAAAGACCUUUGUCAACUCUAGCUUGGCACCCUGUAUCAAUAUCUUCUUCUCCUACUUCUUUCUUAUCAUUAAACAACAAUAUAUCAACAAUCCAUUUAAAAACAAUUGGCAAAUUCACUAAUUUGUUAUUUAACAGAGCAUCAAGAGAAUCGAAUGUGAUAAAUCCUACCUUAAAUAUAAGUAUUGAAGGACCAUAUGGUAAAUCAGGUGUAGAGUUCAUGGAUCAUGAAACUGUAAUGUUGUUUUCUGGUGGAAUCGGCGUCACUCCUAUGAUUAGCAUAUUACGAAAUUUAGUUGAUCGUUUAAUUUCUGGUAUGGCAAUUGCAACGAAUGCAAUUUAUUUCAUAUGGGUUGUUCCUAAUCUUGAUUCGUAUCAUUGGUUUUCAACUGAACUUCAAGAAGUUCAAGAUAAAUUUAAUACAAUACCAAAUAAUUCUUGCAUAUUAGAUAUACAAAUUUUUAUCACAAGACCAAAUUCAAAUGAUGAUAUUUCAACUUCUUCGAUACUACAUAUUGGUAGACCAAAAUUUGAAGGGAUAAUGCAAGAUGUUAAAAGGUAUCAAGGUUCGGGUGAUGUGGCUGUUGGUGUUUGUGGUCCAUCCCUUAUGCUUAAAGAUGUAACAAAUGCUGCUAUAUCACAAAGUACCCGUAAAGGCCUUUUCAUAGUACACACUGAAACAUUUGAAUUAGCAACGGUACCUGCAGGAACUGUAGCAGUCCCAAUCGAAGAUAAAUCAAAUUAUGAUGAUGUAUUAAGUAAUACUGGCGUAGAUUUAAAAGAGGAAACAGAUAAUAUUUUGAGAGAAAAUGAAAUAAUAGGUUUACGUCAACCCUCUUCUAUAUUUCAACCUGAUCGUUCAAAAAUACAAGAUUUUGUAGAUCAAAGAAAGUUAUCAGCAUUAGUACAGUCAAUAGCAAUUAAACAACAUAAAGCGAUGAUGAAUAUGCAUCCAGAUUGUUUAACAUAUUUAGCACUUGCAACACAAGAAAGAAUAACAAAUUUAGUAGAAGCGAUGAUUGCCGCAAAAAAUAAUCGAAUAGAAUCAGAGAAUGUCAAAUUUCCAACAUUAUCACCAGAAGAAGUUUUAGUUUCUGAUGCAAAAUCUCAACUACUUGCAUUAGAAAAAAUUGAACGAGAAGAAGAACGUAAAAGGAGAGAAUUACUAUUUGGUCCGGAAAUAACUGAGAAUAAUGAAAAAAGCGAUGAUAUAAACGGACCAAUCGAAGCACCACCACCAAAGCGCAAAAGACAAAAGAAAGAUUCCAAUGCAAAUGCUGCUUUACAAAGAUUGACAAAUGAAGCAAUCGCAACUAAAAUUACAAAUCAAACCGCUUUGGUUGCUGCUGGUGGUUUGACAAAAAGUUGGAUCGGUAGACAACCACGUUCACGUUCAUUAUCAGUUUCAGCUGGCAAAACAACAAAGAGAGAUAUCAAUACUGCUUUUGGUGGUAAAUCCUCAUCUUCACAAUAUAACACAUCAUCAAACAAACAGAAAUUUGCAAAUGGUUCCACCACAUCUUCUAAACAACAAUCAGAAUCAAAUGAUUCAUCUAACUCAUUGGUAACAAUGAAAGAUGCUCUAUUUGUUUUAGAAAGAGAUCGUGGUGGAGGUGGCACCAAUUCACUUGUAAAG